GAAUAUGACAUGCAUAUAUAUACAAUUAAGCCUAGCUAGUUAUUUUGCAAACACUCUUCUCUCUCUCUCUGAUCAUGUCGACGAUGAAGGUGGAAGAGGGAGGAGAUGGGGGUUAUACACAAGAUGGCACCUUCGACCUCAAAGGUAGACCAGUUCUUAGAUCAACCACUGGAAAAUGGAAGGCUUGCUACUUCAUUGUUGGGUAUGAAGCAAUUGAGAGGAUGGCUUACUAUGGGAUUGCAUCAAAUCUAGUGAUAUAUCUGACAACAAAGCUCCAUGAAGGCACUGUGGAAUCCGCAAACAAUGUGACUAAUUGGAUUGGCACAGUUUGGAUGACACCCCUUAUUGGUGCAUACAUCGCAGACACUUAUCUGGGUCGAUAUUGGACUUUCAUGAUAGCAUCAUGUAUUUACCUUAUGGGGAUGGUAUUGUUAACGCUGGUUGUUUCCUUGUCGGCCUUAAGGCCGCCGCCGUGUGGAGAUGGAGUGAUGGAAAAAGAUUGUGACAAGAAAGCCUCGACUUUUCAAAUAGGCAUCUUCUACCUAGCCUUGUACAUAAUUGCAAUCGGAACUGGUGGGACCAAGCCUAAUAUCUCAACCAUGGGGGCUGACCAAUUUGAUGACUAUGAGCCUCAAGAGAAGUUCCAAAAGCUCUCCUUCUUCAACUGGUGGAUGUUUAGCAUCUUCCUCGGCACCCUUUUCUCCAACACUUUCCUUGUCUACAUCCAAGACAACGUCGGUUGGGCCGUCGGCUACGCCCUCCCUACCGUGGGCCUUGCGGUCUCCAUCUUGGUCUUCAUCGUUGGGACGCGCUACUAUAGGCAUAAGCCCCCUUCCGGUAGCCCCUUGACCCGGAUGGCCCGGGUGCUCGUGGCCACCCUCAGGAAGUGGAGGCUCGUCGUACCCGACGAGCCUAAACAACUCCAUGAGCUCCCCUUGGAGCAUUACUCGACUUCUGGCACCUUCAGACUAGAUCAUUCAUCUUCACUAAGCUUCCUUGACAAAGCUGCAGUAGUAAGCAACUCCAAGUCGCCAUGGAUGCUAUGCUCAGUAACUCAAGUGGAAGAAACAAAGCAAAUGAUGAAGAUGAUUCCAAUCCUAGUGGCCACAUUCAUACCCAGCACCCUCCUCCCACAAACCCAAACCCUCUUCGUGAAGCAGGGGGCCACUCUCCAACGCAACAUCGGCCCCCAUUUCAAGAUCCCGCCGGCCUCCCUCAGCGCCUUCAUCACCAUCUUCAUGCUCAUCUCCAUUGUACUCUACGAUCGUUUCCUUGUACCCUUGAUCCGAAAAUACACCAAAAACCCUAGGGGCAUAACCUUGCUGCAGCGGAUGGGGAUCGGCCUGCUCCUCCACAUAAUCAUCAUGGCCACCGCCUCCUUCGCCGAGAGGCGGCGGCUGAGCGUGGCGCGGCGGAACGGAAUCACCGGGAAGGACGAGAUCGUGCCGCUCUCCAUCUUCAUCCUCCUCCCGCAGUUCGCCCUGAUGGGGGUGGCGGAUAACUUCGUGGAGGUGGCGAAGAUCGAGUUCUUCUACGACCAGGCGCCGCAGGGGAUGAAGAGCCUCGGCGCCGCCUAUUUCACCACCAGUUUGGGGAUUGGGUAUUUCUUGAGCAGUUUCCUGCUGUCGACUGUGGCGGACAUCACCAAGAGGAGGGGGAAUGGGUGGAUCUUGAACAAUCUCAAUGUCUCGCAUUUGGACUAUUACUAUGCGUUCUACGCCGUCAUCAGUCUUCUCAACUUGCUUUUCUUCUUGUUUGUCGCCAGAUUGUUUGUUUACAAUACGGAGGUGAGUGAUCGGGAAACGGAGUUUCAGGGAGAAGAUGCGGCCGCGCUGGCGGCUGCCGGUUUUACGGAGUGAUCAUUUUUCUCUCUGCAACUUUUAUUUUAAAUAAUUCAAUCUCGUGUAGAAAGAACUAACUAGUAAUUAAGAAGCAUGCAUUUGUAUGAUUCUGGGGAUUGAAUUAGACUUGUUGAUAGUUUGCUUGGUGUUUGUUGUUGCAUAUAUAUGCUUGUUAUUCAUCGAUAUUCCAUGUUUAAUUAUAU
Salvia miltiorrhiza (redroot sage) is the source of this 2044-nucleotide messenger RNA. RefSeq names its product protein NRT1/ PTR FAMILY 5.2-like. The coding region runs from base 75 to 1859 and encodes 594 amino acids. Gene Ontology annotation, cellular component: membrane. The transcript is spliced from 4 exons. Gene Ontology annotation, molecular function: dipeptide transmembrane transporter activity; tripeptide transmembrane transporter activity. Gene Ontology annotation, biological process: dipeptide transport; transmembrane transport. NCBI's taxonomy places the organism in Eukaryota, Viridiplantae, Streptophyta, Magnoliopsida, Lamiales, Lamiaceae. The record is from RefSeq and is a predicted model, not a curated record.